Messenger RNA from Pipistrellus nathusii (Nathusius's pipistrelle), 1224 nucleotides. NCBI's taxonomy places the organism in Eukaryota, Metazoa, Chordata, Mammalia, Chiroptera, Vespertilionidae. The record is from the annotation of a GenBank genome assembly.
AUGGCCGCGUCCUGUGCGGAGGACCCCUCGCUGGAGAGGCACUAUAAGGGCCACCGAGAUGCGGUUACCUGUGUGGACUUCAGUCUCAACACCAAGCACCUGGCCAGCGGCUCCAUGGACUCGUGCCUCAUGGUCUGGCACAUGAAGCCCCAGUCCCGUGCCUACCGCUUCACGGGCCACAAGGACGCCGUCACCUCGGUGAACUUCUCCCCUUCCGGCCACCUGCUGGCCUCGGGCUCCCGCGACAAGACCGUCCGCCUCUGGGUGCCCAACGUCAAAGGUGAGUCCACUGUGUUCCGUGCCCACACGGCCACGGUGCGGAGCGUCCACUUCUGCAGCGACGGCCAGUCCCUCGUCACAGCCUCCGACGACAAGACCGUCAAGGUGUGGUCCACCCACCGCCAGAAGUUCCUGUUCUCCCUGAGCCAGCACAUCAACUGGGUCCGCUGUGCCAAGUUCUCCCCCGACGGGCGGCUCAUCGUGUCCGCCAGUGACGACAAGACUGUCAAGCUGUGGGACAAGACCAGCCGCGAGUGUGUGCACUCGUACUGCGAGCACGGCGGCUUCGUCACCUACGUGGACUUCCACCCCAGCGGCACGUGCAUUGCGGCCGCCGGCAUGGACAACACGGUGAAGCUGUGGGACGUGCGGACCCACCGGCUGCUGCAGCACUACCAGCUGCACAGCGCCGCCGUGAACGCCCUCUCCUUCCACCCGUCGGGAAACUACCUGGUCACGGCCUCCAGUGACUCGACCCUGAAGAUCGUGGACCUGCUGGAGGGCCGGCUGCUCUACACGCUCCACGGGCACCAGGGUCCGGCCACCACUGUCGCCUUCUCCAGGACGGGGCAGUACUUCGCUUCAGGCGGCUCCGACGAGCAGGUGAUGGUCUGGAAGAGCAACUUCGAUGUGGAUGACGGAGACGUCCCCAAAGGGCAGAGGCCUCGGGCCGCGCUGGCCAGCUCCUCCCGGAACCUGCCAGACGUGGACUUCCACCUGCCGGGCAGAGCCAGGAGCCAGGAGCCGGCGCAGAGCGUGCCGCCGCCGAGGGAGCCUGCCAGCACGCCGCAGGCGCUGACCAGCGCGCUGGAGCACAUCGUGGGCCAGCUGGACGUCCUCACCCAGACGGUGUGCAUCCUGGAGCAGCGGCUGACGCUGACGGAGGACAAGCUGAAGCAGUGUCUGGAGAACCAGCAGCUAAUCAUGCAGAGAGUGACACCGUGA